AUGACGACGGUGGGCCAUAAGAGGUCAGUUGUCGUUUGGUCGACGCCGUCCUCCAAAAAGCUUCAGCAACGUCGAAGGGAACUUUCAACCAAAACGAAACGACAUCAAACCUCGGGCAAGCCGGUGUCGUCUUCUGUUGUGGCGGAUGUACAGGAAUCGCUUCAGGUCAAAACUAACAAAAGAGAAGAUAUGAAGAACAAGAUGGUGUGGCUUCUGAUUUGUGGUCAUUUGAGUGUUACUGCCGGUUGGGGAGGCUUUCUUGGAGAAACGCGAGUGAAACAUGAUUUUGGAAACAUUCAACUACCAGUGUCAGAUCUUCCGUCAGUCUGGAAGGUCGACUCACAAGCGAAAAUAGAUCACGGUCUUGCGUUGUCACACGAUGUGAGUCUACCAAAACCAGAGUCAGGCUGUCAACCAGAAGAAGUUGUCAGCCGGAGCCAUCUGCCAAAAGGGGCCUUAUCUGACUUGGGGGUCGAGCAGAUGCGAUUGACUCGCGCUGUCCUCAACCCCCGGGCCAGUUCAGGCGUGACCAUGCCUCUUAUCAGCCCACAUGCGGCCAAUAAGCCGUUUCCGAGGCCCCGAGUUACCGGCACCAUUUACGCCCUAGUGACCGACGGCCACGCGAUCAGACCGGCACAGGUUGCUAUCAUGCACCGACAAACCGCGUUGUGUUGA
This is a messenger RNA of Protopolystoma xenopodis, 675 nucleotides long. The record is from the annotation of a GenBank genome assembly. Lineage: Eukaryota; Metazoa; Platyhelminthes; Monogenea; Polystomatidea; Polystomatidae.